AUGCUAACCGAUCAUUGCCAAUGUGACGUUUCUUGGUUAGGCGGUCAAAAAUAUUUUGCAGAAUUCUUGAAGAGUGAGUAUAGUGAUGAGAAUAUUUUAUUUUGGCAAGCAUGUGAGGAGUUGAAAAGGGAAAGGAAUCCUGAAAAAAUUGAAGAAAAGGCUAGAAUAAUUUACGAGGAUUUCAUAUCAAUAUUAUCUCCAAAAGAGGUAUCAUUGGAUUCACGAGUAAGGGAGAUUAUCAACGCUAACAUGGUACGUCCAUCAGCACGGAUAUUUGAUGAAGCGCAGAAUCAGAUAUAUACUUUAAUGCAGCGCGACUCGUACCCACGUUUUAUUGCUUCAACAAUUUAUAAAAAGCUCCUUGGAUCUUGUGGACAAAUGGACGAACUGUGA
Messenger RNA from Enterobius vermicularis (human pinworm), 393 nucleotides. NCBI's taxonomy places the organism in Eukaryota, Metazoa, Nematoda, Chromadorea, Rhabditida, Oxyuridae. The record is from the annotation of a GenBank genome assembly.